AAUCCCAAUUUCUUACAUUAUAAAAGAGUAAAGAACAAUAUUCUUCUGGCGCCUUCUGCACAGUUCUGCGUGUUCAAACACCUCCUUCAUCAUAAUUUUCUUCUUCUUCUCCUUAUUUUUUUUACCCAGCAAACACACACGCUCUGUGUAUAAAGCUGAUACCUUUGUUGUGGAAAUAACCUCACAAUCUCAAAGGGUGUGUAUUUCAUGGAGGACCAGAACCUUACACUCAUUCAGUCUCUGAAUUCAUCACCCAUUACAAACGAGGAAGUGAUGCACACCGUUUCCGACAACAACAAUAGCAACAACGCCGUACCAGAUGCUGUCGGACUUGAUUCUGCCUCGGACACGGUGGCAAAGUCCGAGGCUGUUGGUUCGGGACAGCCUGUGAAGAGGGGAAGGGGGAGGCCUCGGAAGUACGAUGGUGAUGGGAAAAUCUUGUCUCUGAAGUCGGAGCCACCAGCCAUUUCCACUUACCCUUUUGGAAGUUCUGUCAAGAGAAGUCGAGGACGGCCUCCUGGUUCCGGAAAACUGCAGAUUCUGGCUUCCAUUGGUGGGUUUGUUGCAGAAACAGCUGGGGGAAGCUUCACACCUCAUGUGCUAGUUGUGGACCCUGGAGAUGAUGUAGUAAGCAUGAUAUUAUCAUUUUUUCAGAAAGGGCCUCUUGCAGUUUGCAUACUUUCUGCCACCGGUGCUGUAUCAAGUGUCAGUAUUCGCCAAGCAGGUGUUGCUGGUGGUGUUUUGAGCUAUGAGGGCCUCUUUGAGAUUUUAACUUUAUCGGGAUCAUGUACCUACACUAGUGGCACUGGUGGUACACAUCUUAAAAAUGGCAUGUUGAGUGUUUCAUUGGCUAAACCUGAUGGGAGGGUUUUUGGAGGUGGCAUUGAUAGCUCAUUGAUAGCUGCUGGCCCUAUUCAACUUGUUAUGGCCACUUUCAAGCAAAACAUAAGUAAGCAAAUCAAGAGAAGGUGCUUAUCUGGAUCUUCUACUGCUCCCAAUAUGCCGGGUAAUCCAGAUUCAGUGAGGGUCGACCUGAAAGUUCCUAAGUUGAUUGAAGGUGAACGGAGUUUCCCUUCACCAACAUCAGGACUUAGGCCAACAGCAACAACUAAUGUAGAACCAGAUCAUGUCAUUCCAGCAACAACUAAUGAAUUAGCAGAUAAUGUUAUUCCACCAACAACUAAUGAAGUGCCUGAUAAUGUCAUUGCUGCAACAACUAAUGAAGUGUCAGAUAAUAUCAUUGCUGCAGAUAACGAUAUGCACUCUGCCUCUGUUAAUUGUGGUGGUGACAUGAACUGCCAGACCCUGAAGCCCAUCAAAGACCAAAGAAUGUCUGAAUAUGUCGAUGCCAGUGUCCCUCAGAUAUAAAAUUUUCUAUUAUAGUCUCUUUCAAGCUUUCAGUAUGGGGAGCAAAUUUAUUUUUUCUUGCCUAUGUUAGGGGCAAAAUUUUUCUAGUGUCUGACUUUAAAAGUUGUUCAUCUAGUUUUCGUAGGUGAAAGAUAAAUCAUUAGUGAUCACAGUAAUAGAAAAGGAAAUAAUUGCAGAUGCUGUAAUUGGAUUUAUUUUAUUUUCCUUUUUGACUAUUAUGUUCCUUGUUUUAAUU
Gastrolobium bilobum is the source of this 1603-nucleotide messenger RNA. Its product is annotated as AT-hook motif nuclear-localized protein 9-like. The transcript has 5 exons. The record is from RefSeq and is a predicted model, not a curated record. The coding region runs from base 208 to 1368 and encodes 386 amino acids. Lineage: Eukaryota; Viridiplantae; Streptophyta; Magnoliopsida; Fabales; Fabaceae. Gene Ontology annotation, molecular function: minor groove of adenine-thymine-rich DNA binding.